AUGUCGGCAGUACGGGACUCUGCCUUUGGUGGCAUCAUACGUCUCGUCAGUCGCAACAGGUACUUUCAGUACCCCGAAGAGAAACCAGACUUUCAACUACCGGAGCCAUGGGUGAAGCUCAUGAACAACGAGGAGCCAAGCCAGCCAGCCACCUUCAACAGUGUGCCGACUUCCUCUUCGGACUCAUCCGUGUCUGAUGACGAGGAAAAGCAAGCAGAAGGAGAUGUACAGCCAUACCAGAAGCCAGGCGAGAGGUCAAAUCUAGGCCUCCAGCGGACCAAGAGUCGAGAGGAGACCACACCUUACACUGCGGAUCGACUAGAAGUGGACGAGAGACACGAGCUCGAGAAGACCCGGUCGAUUCCCAUUGUACCCCGCAAGACAAAGGACGGUGCAAUUCUUGUUGAUUGGUACUAUUCCGACGACCCUGAGAAUCCCCAGAACUGGUCCAACUCCCGCCGUGCCUUGGUCACAACUAUAAUUUGCCUCUAUACCUUUGUAGUGUAUAUGUCCUCGGCGAUUUACACCACCUCAGAAGAAGGAAUCAAGGAGGAGUUCGGUGUAGGCCAGACCGAGGCCGCACUGGGUCUCUCGCUAUUCGUGCUCGGCUAUGGGACCGGGCCUCUGAUCUUCAGCCCGCUGUCUGAGCUCCCAGCCAUUGGCCGCAACCCAAUCUACAUCAUCACCAUGUUUCUGUACACCAUCAUCUCCAUCCCGACAGCCCUGGUCCAGAACUACCCCGGCCUGAUGGUUCUUCGGUUCCUGCAGGGUUUCUUUGGGUCUCCGUAUAUGUACUCGCUCCUGUCACUGCCAUACGCCAUGAUCGCAUGGGUUAGUGCAGCGUACUGCGGACCGGCCCUUGGUCCUCUGCUGUCUGGAUAUUCGGUACCAAUCAUGGGAUGGCGCUGGUCUCUCCUCGAGGUGAUCUGGGCUGCGUCACCAAUGUUCCUGGUCAUGUUCUUUUUUCUCCCAGAGACAAGCACGCCAAAAAUCUUGUUGCGACGCGCCCGCCGCCUGCGGAAGAUGACAGGCAAUGACCGCUUCAUGAGCCAAAGCGAGAUAGACCAGCGCAACCUCAAGACAUCGGCCGUGUUGGUGGAUGCGCUCAUCAAGCCGCUCGAGAUCACGAUCAAGGACCCGGCCAUCCUAUUCGUGCAGAUCUACACGGCCAUCAUUUACGGCAUCUAUUACAGCUUUUUCGAGGUUUUCCCUCUCGUAUAUCCCGUCUACUACCAUAUGACGGCUGGGCAAAUCGGCCUAGUGUUCUUGUGCAUCCUUGUCGCCUGUCUCAUCGGUAUCGCCAUCUACAUCAGCUAUAUUUACUUCUAUAUGAACCCUAGGAUCAAGGCCAAGGGCUGGCCCGUCCAGGAAAGCCGCCUCGUUCCCGCCCUCGUCGCCGCGUUUGGGCCCACCAUCGGGCUGUUCAUCUUCGCAUGGACUGCCGCUCCUCAGUACCCCUGGAUCGCCCCUACGAUCGGCAUCACCCUCUACGGAGCGACGGUCUUCGUCGUGAUGCAGUGCAUCUUCGUCUACGUCCCCAUCAGCUACCCGCAGUACGCAGCAAGCCUCUUCGCCGGUAACGACUUCUUCCGAAGCGCCCUUGCGUGUGGCAGUAUCCUCUUCGCUGGGCCGCUGUACGGGAACCUGGGCGUCGCGCGAGGCACGAGUCUGCUUGGUGGACUGAGUACCAUUGGCAUACUCGGUAUCUUCCUGCUCUACAUUUAUGGGGGGAGGCUGAGGGCCAUGAGCAAGUUUGCUUCUUCGGACUGA
Molecule: messenger RNA, 1770 nt
Organism: Diaporthe batatas
Lineage: Eukaryota; Fungi; Ascomycota; Sordariomycetes; Diaporthales; Diaporthaceae
Exons: 3
Coding region: 1-1770 (589 amino acids)
Biological process (GO): xenobiotic detoxification by transmembrane export across the plasma membrane
Molecular function (GO): fluconazole transmembrane transporter activity
Source: RefSeq, a predicted model, not a curated record